GAAAAGGUCAUCCAAGGUCGCGAAAUCGAAUUUUUGAAGUACCCAACACCAGUGUUGACAGCUGAAGGUGGCGCAGCAUCUUUCUGUGUUCGAAUUCGUCGCUGUAAAGAGGAGGAAGUCGAAAUUCUAUGGCAAAUCGCUGGAAACCCUGUCACAUGCUCGGAGAAAUUUCAGGAGAGUCCAAGAAGCUAAAUGGUUAUUCGAGCAUCGUAGGGACCUACUGGGCUUUGAAUAUUAGAUUGCCGCAAGAAAAAAUUCAAAUUCUUUAUUAUCCUUAGAGACCUUACAAUGUAUGAAUAAUACUCGUCAGAGUAAAAACUAAUUAAACAACAAAAAAUAAAUAUAUGUAUAGAACAAACAGACAAAUAAAUAAUAAAAUGACAAAAUCUUCAAGUUUAGCCUUAAAAUUAUUUAUAUCUCCACUCUUUAAUGCGAUUUGGUAG
Acanthoscelides obtectus is the source of this 443-nucleotide messenger RNA. Lineage: Eukaryota; Metazoa; Arthropoda; Insecta; Coleoptera; Chrysomelidae. The record is from the annotation of a GenBank genome assembly.